This is a messenger RNA of Gadus morhua (Atlantic cod), 1945 nucleotides long. Its product is annotated as TNFAIP3-interacting protein 3. The transcript has 10 exons. The record is from RefSeq and is a predicted model, not a curated record. The coding region runs from base 271 to 1137 and encodes 288 amino acids. Lineage: Eukaryota; Metazoa; Chordata; Actinopteri; Gadiformes; Gadidae. Gene Ontology annotation, biological process: cellular response to lipopolysaccharide; regulation of transcription by RNA polymerase II.
UGGGAGCGGAUCUAGUCUACUUGAGGGAUCCCAAUCCAAGGUUCAAAUAGGUACAAGUCGCGUGCUCGGCGACACCGGGGCUACAAGGGGGGCGUGGCCGCUGGCCCCGACGUCACAACUGAUCCUAUUUAUAGGCCAACCCUACAAUGAUCCUAACGCACCUAGGAUUCAUUCACACACUGGAGGUUUCAUUCACGCACUGGAGGUUUCAUUCAAGUUUUAGAGGGGGCGGGAGAAGGAAACGGACACGUGCAAUUUGACAGCGAACCGAUGGACAAGCAACUGAUCCCCGACACCACGAACGCAGAGCAAGUGAACCAUUUAUAUCCAUCACUGCCGAUCUCAGCAAGGCUGAACGGAGAGGAGUUGCAUGGAGUUCACAGAGGGGGUGUGGAAAACAUCACACCAGCACCAGCCAGACAAACCAACAUGUCCUCCGCUGAUAUGAGCUCAGUCCAGGCCCAGUUGGACAUGUUGUGGAAGCAGAGAGAAGAGCUUAUCUCCAUCAAUAAUAAAUGGGCGGAUCAGUACAAAGUCAUGACACAGUAUUACAAAGCAAAGGUCAGGGAGCAACAACCUUCGGCCAAAACCAGCCAGCCAACCCAUCCACUAAAUGAAGAAAUGUGCCAAAACGGAGUGGAACAAAGUGUACAAGAGAAGGACGUAAAAGAAGAGACAAGUGAAGAGAAAAUAAUGAGUCACACCGACGCAGAGCAGCUCAGGGUGCAGAACGCACACUUGACCAGAAGGGGGCAGCACCAGCACGAGGAGAUACGACGUCUUAAUCAGGCCUUACACCAAUCUCUUGAGAGCGGUUUCGUCUGGGGGGAAUCCAGAGAAGAUCCAAAAGACAAUGUUUGGAAACAUCAGGCUGAGGUCUACAAAGAAGACUUUCUGAAGGAGAGAAAAGACAGGGAAAGGCUCAAGGGCAAGCUCAUGGAGAUGGAGAAAAAGUACAGGAAGACCCACAGCGAGCUCCACACUCUGAAGUCCAAGAUCACAUGGGCUCCAGUCCUAGCUCCACCUGUCGCCAUGUGUGACUGCCCAAACCGAGCACCCCCAGGCAACAACUACAACACAUAUCCUCACACUGAGCCCCAGCAGAUCCACAACCACACACCCCGGUCUACCUCCUGACCGGCCCAGACCGCCUCGCUCUGACACCAUUAGGGCCUGAAGACCUCAACUUUAACCACUGUGACAUCUUAAUCAACCAGGGAUUACCUCGAUCACGUCUACCUUUGAAAUAAUACUGCAUGCACUUUACGGUCUACUUUCGCUCAGGUCUUACUGUUGUACUAACCGCUCAAUUGGCGUGUGUGUUUGAGUGUGUUUUUUUGAGAUAUAUAUUGAACCAAAAGUUACACAUUAUAAAGGUGAACUUUAUUCAAAACUUUCAUGGCGGUGUUAUGUUGUACUUAACUCACUUGGGUUUGCUGUACAUUCCUGAGUUCAAAGCCCAAUGUCCACAGUUUACCUCUAGGCGUUGUUGGGCAAGAUACCUUAACUCUACCUGCCCUUUAAUGAAAUGCAUCUUAAGAUACUAUAUUACUGUAAGCAGUUUUAGAUAAAUGGGUCUUCUAAAAGACUAAAUCGUUAAAAUAGUACACACCUAUACUAUUAUUAUAUUGUGUGAAAUAAGGCCAAUCAGAGCUCUUUGUUCGCUGGCUAGCAAGAGGGCAGUAUUCCGUGGGGCUUCCCUUUGAGGAAGUGGGCCUGGUUCUGUUUUAGGCUAGUCUAACCCUUUUCCCAGGAAGACUUCGGUGUGGUCGUGAAGAAGACAUUCCACCAACGUCGGGACAUUGGGCGAAAAUAAUAUUUUUAUAAAUUGCUACAUUUGUUGAUGAAGUUCCUACUAUUUAACUGCUAUUUCGUAGUUUAGCAGACAAUUUCGUCCAUAGUUAUUGGAAAAUGGGCAGUCAAAAUAAAUGAUGACAAUAAUUCA